This is a messenger RNA of Tachysurus vachellii, 569 nucleotides long. Its product is annotated as autotransporter CRAC-like. The record is from RefSeq and is a predicted model, not a curated record. The transcript is spliced from 6 exons. Lineage: Eukaryota; Metazoa; Chordata; Actinopteri; Siluriformes; Bagridae. The coding region runs from base 168 to 569 and encodes 133 amino acids.
ACUGCAAUAAUGUCUUGUUAAAAUGUAAAUGAAGACACAAUAUAUUCACACAGAAGGACAGAGACAGAGACAAUACCAGUGUGUAACAGAACAGGAGCAGGAGUUACAAAACUUUGGUAUCUUUCUGAAGUGGAGUUGGUGUAGAAAUCUGUGAGAGUGAACUCAGGAUGAAGAUCCUCCUCAUCUUCACACUCUGUCUGAUCUCAGGUGGAGGAUCAGUAACAGAUGAAAGGAUGUCUUCAGGAGAAGGAGUCCUUAUCACCAGUGGAGGAUCAGUAACAGAUGAAAGGAUGUCUUCAGGAGAAGGAGUCCUUAUCACCAGUGGAGGAUCAGUAACAGAUGAAAGGAUGUCUUCAGGAGAAGGAGUCCUUACCACCAUAUUUCCAGCUUUCACUGUGAUCACUGUGUCUGUAAUUCUGCUGCUGCUUCUGAUUGGAAUUAUAAUCCUCAUUCUGACUCUACAAAAGAGACGCAUAACUAAAGCAGGGGGUUCAGUGACACUGAGUCUGUUCCAGAUGUCUGUUCCAGAUGAAUCCAGAAGAGAGAACAAAACAACCAACACGCUAUAG